AUGGAAUCAUACAUAUCCAUAUUUAACACGUUGUUCGCAACAAACUUUUCAAUAAAACCAAAGGCAUACCCAGAAGUGGUAAGGAUACCACAUCCAGUACGUAUCCCCUCAUUCGACCCAUUUUACCCCAGCUUACAACAAGUACUUACUUUUAUCUACACUCUAGGUUCAAACUACCAAGCUGCUCGAAGCGUCCGAAAACAACUUGAUUGAAAAUGAAUAUAUUCUUUCAACUGAAUAUAUGCGGGAAAAGGCGUAUCACAGUUCAUCCAUAAGCAAUAAGUUUGCGCGGGUUCUUCUCUGGGUAGUUACUCCUUCUAGGCUCGCUAGUCACCUAAUCCAACAGCAGCAGCAAUCUUGAGUUCGUACUAAUAAAGGUUCUAGUGUUUUGUGGUAGUCUUAAUAGCUCCUAUUCUCAUCGUACUCGUCCAAUUCUGCUCCUCCGACUACCUCUGGGCCUCGGUCACUUUUGUUAUCUUCGUCAUAGUAACACUCAUUUCAUACUUCCAUCAAGGCGAAAAUCUCAAGGCAGUUGGAGAAACCUAUACUACAGCAUGGGAAGAAAAAACCAGAAAUAUUGCGAAAAGCAUACAGGAUCGUAUUUAUGCCAAGGAUCAAAAGACGUAUGCACAUCUCUUCGUCCUCGAGCUCUUGCCUAGCUCUCAAUCUGAAAGUAUGACACUAAUAUUUGGAUAUAGUAAGUUUCGCGCCUCUCAUCUUGCCCAAAUUUAUCGCUUGCGGUCGAUUCCUGGAAAUCAACAUCCUAAGAGUAUUAGCAAUAUGCGUCAUGAGAUGAGUGAGAAAUAUACGGCGGCGAUGAAAGAUAUGACUUCUGAAACUAGGGUUAUGCUUAGUAUUUAUGUAUUUUAUACCAUUUCAAAUUUUAACAUCCUUCCAUUCUCCUAUAUUCCCUCUGCUCCCUUUCCUCCCCAUUUAUACCUCUCCGUUUGAAGAACUUUCAACUAACCAUUAGUUACAACUCCUAGCUCAUAAUCUCCGGAGCUAUAUCAACAGUAUUACUCUGGGCUGCACACCACUACUACCACCGUCCAUCUUCUUUCUACGAAGCGACGAAUUAUUUGGUAUUAGUUUGUAAAGUUGUUGUUGUGAUGAUCAUGUACAUGUCAGUUUUGCGUCAGACGAGAUUCUGGAUUGAAGAGUUGGAACGGGAGAGGAGGGAAAUUAUGAGGGGGUGGGAUAUUGUUGAUUGA
This is a messenger RNA of Sclerotinia trifoliorum, 1211 nucleotides long. NCBI's taxonomy places the organism in Eukaryota, Fungi, Ascomycota, Leotiomycetes, Helotiales, Sclerotiniaceae. The record is from the annotation of a GenBank genome assembly.